AUGGUCGAUGAUCGUAGAAGGUUGGGUCGAAAACGACAACCAGCGGCGAUUAACAAGUUCAUGCUGUUGAUGAAAGAAAACGAAGGUUUGCAACCACUUGAAAGGCUGGCGGUCUCUUCACCGUCGUCUGGUCGCCGAAUCAAAAUUAGUCCUCUAAGUGGUGACUGUGGGUCGGGAGACGCCAAAUGCUCGAAAGCAUCCGGGCUGGACGAAGAUGAGCCAGAGAGUGAAAUCCUUGCGCUUUGA
This is a messenger RNA of Angiostrongylus costaricensis, 246 nucleotides long. The record is from the annotation of a GenBank genome assembly. Lineage: Eukaryota; Metazoa; Nematoda; Chromadorea; Rhabditida; Metastrongylidae.